This is a messenger RNA of Physcomitrium patens, 2145 nucleotides long. Lineage: Eukaryota; Viridiplantae; Streptophyta; Bryopsida; Funariales; Funariaceae. The record is from RefSeq and is a predicted model, not a curated record.
GGAAACCCGAUUGCGUAAACCACGAGUCCUGAAAUCUGAAGAUGAAGAUUUCAGCACUCGUGGGGGCACCGACACUGGCUUCGAGGCUACUGUUUUUUACUUCCUUAAUUUGGUUUACUUGGAAGUUGGCACUGCGCAUGGAGGAAGCAUAUUCUGAAGUGCUAACCAAGGGUUGUACAGCAGUUGAGCUGAUUUGAUUGUUGAAGAGGAGCGUGUGCAUUUCCAAAGGAUCAGAUUCCCAAUCGGUUUUUCAGAUAGGUGUCCAAGCUUUCUGGGUUUUGGAUUUGUGAAGCUGUCGAACCUCGGGGUGAAGGAUUGGUCCCUUUUAUGAGAAUUGAAUUCUUUGUGGUAUCUUUCAAUCCAGCUGCGUAUUUCGAUUUGGGUGCUACUCGCUGUGCCACCUGUUUUAUUAAUAAUCUGUGCUUUCGUGGGAGUAAUCACAAUUGGAAAUUUGAAGUGGACAUGGGGAACGGAACAAGUAAAGAGGAGCAGCUGUAUCAAGCAGUCCAAACUGGAAAUGUUAGGGUUGUGAAGGCUCUACAACAUGAUGGAACAUCUUUAGAGUUCGUGGACAAAGAGGGUCGUACUCCUCUGCAUGUAGCAUGCGCAAGUGGAAACAUGUUCGAUAUGGUGUUAACCCUCCUCAAUUUAGGAGCCAAUGUAAAAGCUUAUCAACCUGGGUCCCAUGGAGGCACGCCACUACAUUUGGCUGCAAAGAAUGGUUCAGAUAGAAUUGUGUACUUGUUACUAUCACGUGGAGCGGAUCCGCUUGCUGUAAAUGAUGAUGCUUUGACGCCGUUGGAUUUGGCACGAAAUCGGGGUCAUCUAUCUGUUGUACGGAUCAUUGAGAAUCGUGUAGCUUUAUUUUCUGGGAUGCUUCGGGAGCUGUCGGGACCUAGCUUUUUAGAACAACUCGCACCUCAAUGGAUCACAAAGGGGAUUUGGGCUGUAGUGGUGCCAACAGAGUCUAAUCCAAAGAGACCUCCCAAAUUUGAGCUCGUUAUUUAUAAAUCUCCAACGGAUCCUUUACCACGUACUCUUAUUCCACUCGUUAGGGCUGAGGUGGAGGAACCCAAGUUCAGCUUACCUGACCCAGUUCUAAUAUUAACAGACAAGGGCACAAGAACGAAGUAUAAGUUCAUGGCUGAGGUUCCAGGUGAUAAGGCAAACUUGGAACGUUUUUAUAAGGCUUGUAUAGGACCGGCUCUGCCACACCAGUUACCACUUGCCAACAAUCAACAAACUUCAACACCAAGUUUUCUUAAGCAACCUUCAGAGAGUGACAUAGCUCUGCAGAUGGCUAUGGAUGCAUCUUUGCGCACGGCUGCUGAUGAAGGAGUUAUUCUGGGUGGUUGGAGGGACAAUGACAAAGAAUUGGGUUCAGGCUUCAAUGGGUGGGACGUUGCCUCUGAAGCCGGACCUAGCAGUAGCGUGCCACUUGCAGAAGAAGUUGCUGAGCCCGAACAUGAGAAAGCACUCAUUCCAGCAUCCAAACCCAUUGAAACGCACAACACUACGUCAAUCCCUUCGACUCCGACAUCAUCAACACCAUCAGCUCCACCAUCAGCCCCGCCUCUACCCCCAGUACUUCUAAGCGAAGAUGGUGAUCCAAUUCACUACCCAUCGGUUGAUACAUCACCAGUUGAGACUGAUUACGCAGCUGACGCACAGCCUGUACAAUCUUCAGCUCCCGCAUCCACGGUGACUGGAGAGAAAAGUGGUCAGUGUGUUGUUUGUUGGGAUGCUCCAGCUCAGGUUGUGUGCAUCCCCUGCGGUCAUUUGGCGGGUUGCAUGGAUUGCCUGUCUGAGAUCAAAGAGAAAGGUUGGGGUUGUCCCGUGUGCCGGACUGCUAUUCAGCAGCUUAUCAAGGUGUACGCUGUAUAAAAUUAGCUCUUUCUUAAGUCUGUAGAUAGAUGCAAUAUUUGCGCACAAUUCCUGCAUUGCUAUUCAACUUUGCAGUGCAGGUUGGGUAGCAUAGGCUAUUUUGUAUAGUAGUUUUUUUCUUUUUCUUUUUUUGACACGACUGGGAUACACUAGUUGCAAAAAUCGAGAGUGUAAACAAAACAAGAUAGUCUUGGCUCUAAUAUCUUUGUUUUUUUAGGCAAUGCUACGAGUGUAAUCCAAAUCUUACUUGCUUAAUUCUUA